AUGAUCAACACCCAGAGUUUGUGGCCCAAACCCUUGGAAGAAUGGGAUAAAAGACCUCAGAAGGAGUCAAGGAGAGGAGCAUCCAGCACAUCCGGGAGAGGAACCACCAAUUUCCCAAGAAGCAGUGGCCGCUUGGAUUCCACCCUAGUGCACAACACCCACCGUAGGCCCCUCCGCAAGCUUAACCGGAGACACCUCAGCUCUGAGAACAAGGCCCCAAAGGUGCGUUUCUUUUGUAAUGGGGAUGGGUCCUUCAGUGGCUUGGUAUGCUCUGUUUCCAGAAGCACUUUCCACUCCUUUGAUGCCUUGCUCCAGGAACUCACCCACUUGUUGGCUGACCAGGUGAGCCUGCCCCAGGGAGUUCGCAGUAUCUACACCAUCGAUGGGAGUCGCAAGAUCACCUGCCUAGGGGAGCUAGAGGAAGGUGAAAGUUAUGUGUGUGCUUCAGAUGAACCAUUUUGUCAAAUUGACUACAUGCAAAAUCUUUCUCCAUCCUGGCAUGUAAAUAUCAAGAUUGGGACCUCUAGAGCCCGCGGUACUACCUCUUCCACUAAAAAUGAAGAGAAGGACAGCAAAUAUCUUCUCAAACCCAAGUUAGUCACCAUAGUUAGAAGUGGAGUGAAAUCUAGAAAAUCUGUGAAAAUCCUUCUCAAAAGGAAGACUUCUCAUUGCUUGGAAAAAGUCUUAACAAAUCUCUCCCAAACCAUUAAACCAGAGUCAAGAAUGGUCAGGAAACAUCGUACAUUGGAAAGAAAGCAGGUUACUUCUCUACAAGAUAUUUUUGGUGAUAUUGCUUCUAUUGCAUAUGGAUCAGAUGAAGUCCCUCAUCUUCAGGAUAGUUCUGUGUCUGAUUACAACCAGUAUCUUCCCCUUGAGUCAUCACAAACUUCCUCCAAGCCCAUUAAGUGUUCUGUGUCCAACAGCCCUGGAACCUCUUCAGGUAGCAAACAACACACAUUAGUUAAUGGAGCACCUAGCAGUCACCUUGAAACUCCUAAAGGUACAAAAUCCUUGGCUUCCUCUCCAACUAAGCAGGAUGUCUCCCUAGAAGCUUCCCAAGGAUUUAAGAAGCUGUCUAGACCUGGCAUGUCUUCUCCCAAUGUAAAAAGCAGAGCUGAACGUAAUCAUUCCUCGAGUCGCAGUCAUAUCACUGGGAGUGACAAAUCAUCUGCAUUAUCAACUUUUCAUAAUAAAUACAAGAUUGGGGAAGUUAUUGGUAAUGGAAAUUUUUCAGUAGUCAAAUUGUGCACAAACCGUUACACUGGAGAGGAGUUCGCCCUAAAGAUAAUAGAUAAAACCAAAUAUCGCAAAAAGGAACAUCUGAUUAUGAAUGAAGUGACCAUAUUAUGUGAACUAAAGCAUCCAAAUAUCAUUACUUUGGUGGAGAACAUAGAGAAAGAAAAAGAGCAUCUUUUGGUCAUGGAGCUGGUCAAAGGAGGAGAUCUCUUUGAUGCUAUUACUUCUUCAAGCAAAUUCUCAGAGGAAGAAAGCAGCGCUAUGUUGCAGGACCUGGCCAAUGCCCUCUAUUAUCUUCAUUGCCUGCUAAUUGUUCAUAGAGAUAUCAAACCAGAGAACCUGUUGGUAUUUCAGCAUCCUAACGGAACCAAGUCCUUGAAGGUUGGAGAUUUUGGCUUAGCUACGGUGGUGUCAGGCUUCCUCUACACGAUCUGUGGCACACCUACAUACUUGGCCCCAGAGAUUAUUGCAGAAAAGGGCUAUGGCUUGAAGGUGGACAUUUGGGCAACUGGUGUGAUCACAUAUAUUCUACUCUGUGGCUUCCCACCAUUUAUCAGUAAGAGCAAUAAUCAGGAAGAACUUUAUAGUAAGAUCUUAGCUGGACAGGUACAUUUUCCAACUCCCCACUGGAAUAACAUCUCUGGUGCAGUGAAGGAAUUAAUCCGUCAAAUGCUUCAGGUAAAUGUUCAAUCUAGGUAUACUGCAGCUCAAAUCUUGAGACACCCCUGGGUGUCAGAUUAUGCAUCUCACAAGAUGCAUACACAUACUAAAGUAACAAGUAAAUUAAAGUAG
Molecule: messenger RNA, 2028 nt
Organism: Sorex fumeus (smoky shrew)
Lineage: Eukaryota; Metazoa; Chordata; Mammalia; Eulipotyphla; Soricidae
Product: serine/threonine-protein kinase DCLK2-like
Exons: 2
Coding region: 1-2028 (675 amino acids)
Biological process (GO): protein phosphorylation; intracellular signal transduction
Molecular function (GO): protein kinase activity; ATP binding
Source: RefSeq, a predicted model, not a curated record